UCAAGACUCAAGUCUGCCCUUUCCAUCGACAGCCACCGCCGAACGAGCACCUCAAAAAAUCAGGCAUGGUGCGAGUUGCCUCUAAAACUAAGGCUGUACGAACCCGUCGGACGGCCUCCGCGACGGCUGCGACGAAACCUGGCGACGCUGGGCCUUCACAGAUCAAAAGUUCACCCUCUACUAUUGGCACUCGUCGCCGCCGAGCCGUCACUGAUCCUGAGAAUUGUCGGAGACUCGGAGUUGAUGAACAGUUUAUCAAAUUUCGGCCAUCGCCCAAUUUCAAAAAUAUGAAAAAGUUCUUGAAAUAUAAAAUUGAUUGUUCAGAAUCAUCAAGUCAGUCUCCGCCAAACGGCAAUUGUGAGCAGCCAAAUACGUCGGAGAGCCCUCCCAGCAAUAGCCAGCCGAUGGAAAAGGAGGAACAACCUUCCCCUUUGAAACCAGUUGUCCAUCCCCCUUUACCUUUAGAACCGCCACCCCCUGACAAGCUGCCUGUUAUGCCAGUGCCUAUAAAGAAUGAAAUUAUUGAGAAUGAUUACCCGGACCAAGAAAGUGGGCAAGAAUCUCCAAAUCUGUCAACAGCUGAUCUGUCAACAGCUGAACUGUCAACAGCUGAACUGUCAACAGCUGAACUGUCAGCAGCUGAAACAGAAGAAUCUUCACUAAGAUUAAAUGAAGAGCAUGACAGCCAGGCCGCAGAAACGCCAAAAGUGACUGUUUGUAGGGAUUUCAUUAGAGGCACAUGUGUUGGAGUAGGCUGCAGAUAUGCGCACCAAAGGGACCUGUCUCAGUUAAUGGGGGUGUAUACCUUUUGCCGCAAUUAUCAAAAUACAGUUUGCACAUUACCGCUGUGCAAUUUCAAAAAUAUGAAAAAGUUCUUGAAAUAUAAAAUUGAUUGUUCAGAAUCAUCAAGUCAGUCUCCGCCAAACGGCAAUUGUGAGCAGCCAAAUACGUCGGAGAGCCCUCCCAGCAAUAGCCAGCCGAUGGAAAAGGAGGAACAACCUUCCCCUUUGAAACCAGUUGUCCAUCCCCCUUUACCUUUAGAACCGCCACCCCCUGACAAGCUGCCUGUUAUGCCAGUGCCUAUAAAGAAUGAAAUUAUUGAGAAUGAUUACCCGGACCAAGAAAGUGGGCAAGAAUCUCCAAAUCUGUCAACAGCUGAUCUGUCAACAGCUGAACUGUCAACAGCUGAACUGUCAACAGCUGAACUGUCAGCAGCUGAAACAGAAGAAUCUUCACUAAGAUUAAAUGAAGAGCAUGACAGCCAGGCCGCAGAAACGCCAAAAGUGACUGUUUGUAGGGAUUUCAUUAGAGGCACAUGUGUUGGAGUAGGCUGCAGAUAUGCGCACCAAAGGGACCUGUCUCAGUUAAUGGGGGUGUAUACCUUUUGCCGCAAUUAUCAAAAUACAGUUUGCACAUUACCGCUGUGCAAAUAUGUCCAUGCUUCAGUGUUUGAAGUGCAAGAGUUCUAUAGAACUGGAGUCCUACCACCACGCGCCCAAUAUCAUUUGAAAAAGCCUUUCUACAUGCUGCCGCCUCCACCACCACCUCCACUACCUGAAGUAAACUCAAGCCCUCCAUGCACUCCAGAGGUGCUUAACGCAGUUGCCCUUCGACGAAAUCCUUCAGAAAAGCCUUUAAUAAGCUGUGUGCCUGUGUCUAAAUUGGAAUCUAAACCAGCCGAGAAUGAUUUCAGGCACAUGAUACAAGCCAUUACUUCCCCACUGAAAAGAGACUGGAACUCGAUAGACCCAUUCACCUCCCCGCCGCGCGACCUCGACCACAAACAACUCUUCACAAAAAAAUGUAAAUAUUGCGACAGUACGGACAUCAGACUUCAAUAUAAUAAAGAAAAACUCGAGGCAAUAGAGAAAACAAGCAAAGAACUGAAAAUGAAGUCCAAGCUCCUCACGCAGAAGAGCCAAAACCUUAUCACCAUUCUCCUUACAGUAAUAAAAGAGCAGGCGGAGUCAGUUAACGGGUACAACAAAUUAAAAGCAAGGCUGAACAUGUGCGGAGAAAAAGAAAGGGAAGUCCUGCAGAACAUCAUUGAGAAUCACAACACACAAGUCAGAAGCAAUAUUAUUUUUACACACGUGAAUUUUGAAUUAAGCACGACAUGUUUCGGAGAACCUAGGUCUUUAAAUUCAAGCACUGAGACUGGAGAACCCCGGACCCGAUUUCCGGGAAACGCCGGCGCAAGACCACCUUCAACCGGUUUUAUCAUAGCGAGCCUAGCGGCCCGCGCGCCGAGCGACACCCUUGGCAUACUGUCAACGCACUGUAGUCUAGGUGAUUGUACACUCUCCGAAACGUAUCUCGCGUAACGACAAAAUGCACGUAUAAUUUUAAAAUGUUAGUAUGUCUAACGAUAUAUUGUUUUUAUUUUUAUUUUAAUCAUUUUAAUCAUUCAUUCAUUUUAAUGACGUACCUAAUUUUAAUUUUAUAAUUUCGCCCUCGCCGCCCCCAAUGAAAUUUUCAUGUUGCUUUUGCAGUAAUAAUAAUUUUUAAAGCAACCAAUUGAAUAUUUUAUAAUUACAAAAUAUUUUACACGAAAACAAUUUGAUUCGCAUACCUCCUUAUUGAAGUAACAAAUAUCUAUAAUUGGAAACACAGUGAAAUAUAUUUUUGACAUACAACAAUUUUAGCACAGUCAAGAAAAGCAAAUACGUGUCGCUUUUAAACCUUCACGGCAUAGAGGUAGAGAUAAAAAUGUAAAAACUUUGCUUUCCUCGAUUGUGCACAAGUUCCCGUUGUAUGUCAUUAUUGAUUUGUGUAACCAAUAAUUACGUAUUAAAUUUAUUAUGUUUGUGCAUUUAGAGAUAAUAUUCGUCAUUUUUUAUUAUUUUGUAUCCACCUUGAAAUAAUGUGUUACACAACGAAACGCGCAUAAAUAUGUGUCACCACACGAUGAGCAUGAGCGAAUUAGUGCGCGAGUUCUUUAAGAGUUGAAUAAGAGGAACCAUCUUCGAACCGCGGCGAUACUUCAAGGUAUGAAUGUGUGUACGUCGUCAACAAAGUUUCGUUAAUGUUCAUAAUCCAUUACCAUAAAAACAUGUGCACAGGGCUAGUGUAGUAGACGCCUAUCCAAACGGCUCUGCAGAUAAGAUCAUGUCCGAUAUUGUUGGUUCGUUGGGCAACACAUUAUUGCAGGUGACUGUGUGUGUACUGUACUGAAUAUUGACGUUACCUGUUCUCACUGGGUAAACAGGACAUAAUUACAAUUGUCGAUUUAUUUCGCUAUGCGUAUAGUUUUAAGCCUAUGGCAUUUAAAAACUUAUGAAUUGGACGACCUCGCUAUUAUUAGUUUUAUAGUGUAUAUUAAUUUGUUCUCCUUGAUACGUAAUUUUUAGCAGCUAACUGAAUAGUACCAAACAAAAUAGUACAUAAUUAGGUCGAUAAUUACGUCGUAGAUAAUUUAAGAAACUGUCAACUGUCUCGUGAAAUUAAGAGUGUAGAAAUGAAGCAGACCGAGGGCUGAAUUCUAGCCAUUAUAAUGUAAAUAAAGUUCUAAUGGGUUCUUAUCUUCAAAUAAGGUUCUGACAGAAAUAAACGUGAAGCUUGGCAUGUACGUACUAAAAAUAGAACUUUCUCUUUCUAACCUCUUACUGAAUGUCGCUGCAUUCAAAUGCAACAAUAUUACUCGUAAGUGGGAUGUUCAUUUUGCUACCUGAAUGCCAAACUACAUGUUUUUUUCUGGAUGGGACCGUUAUAAGUUAUAAUUUACGGUUAUAGUUUAUAACGCUUUUUUUCUAAGAUAGUAGCCGUAAACUAUCUUAAUCUCAAGAAGAUUUGAUACAAUCUUAAAAUAAGGAUGUAAAUUUUUCGCUCGUCGCUAAGAAGGUUGAAUGUGCGUUUUUGCGUCGUUUGUUUGUAGUUGCUUGUUUUUAAAUACCGAAUGCUAGUAGGUAACCGUGAAAAUAAUUGUGGACUUCAGCAUCAUUUCAAGUUAAAUUUUCAGCUAAAUAUUAAUGGUAUUUAUCACUCAAAAGUCAUCUGACAAAAAUACAUUACAUUCAUUACAAUCUGUGUCCCAGUCUGUUCUUUGAAAUCGCUUUUAUAUUAUUUCAAUAUAGUGCUGAUAGAAAGCUUAAUUAAUGAGCAAAUUUAAAAUUUUGAAGUCCCCACCUGCUCCAUUUUCACCGUUUUACCAUAAAUGUAAAUUUUACUGGUAUCGUUUCUAUCAUCUUGAGCUUAGCGAGUUUCGAUGUGAAGGUGCAUUUAAAUAAUGCUGCGACACGCGCAAGUAGAUAGCGUGCGGUAUUUCAGGCAAUGAAAAUAUAGUGUACAAAUUUUUUCAAAUGAUGUCCCUUUGGUCUUAAUAGCUUUUGAGUGUACAUAUAUCAAUAUCAGUAAUAAACACGUUAGUAAAUGCUAGACAAUCUUAACGAUGAAAAUGACACGUUGGCAGUAGUUUUAAGAAUUCGUAUAAGAUAUCAUAGUUUUGAUGGUGGCGGAAUAACAAAACUUCCUUCUAACUAAAAAUACAACUGGGAAUACUCUAUUUAAAAAUCGCCCGAACUACAAUACAAUACUCCAUAUUGUUACCUAUUGAUUAAACACUAACACAUAUCUCGGUUUGCCAUUUAGCUUAGUGUUUAUCUUAGUAGAUUUAAAAUGCAGCGUGCUAAGGUCGCCAGAAGGUGGACCGAUGAUUUGGUCAAUAUCGCAGGGAGAUUUCUCACAACAAGUCUUUCAGUUAAAAUUAUCACUACACUGCCGGGCUAGCACAUGAUUGGCGCGACAACCUAACAAUUUUAAUAAUAUACCUACUUGUCUGAUUGUUAAAAUUUUAUAAUUGUUGCGACAUAUCUUGUAAAUAUUAAUAUGUACUUACUCAAUUCCAAUAGAAUCACAAAUAGAAAUUUUUAAACAGUCCGGUCUCGUGCAUCAGGGUCUCCGGAACAGACUAGACCGCAGUUAGAGUUCUGAUCGUUGUAGUACCUAGGGCACCCAGGUGUCAAAAAACCUGAUGUUGCCAGGUCGAAAGUCGAAACGAAGUCAAACUGCGAUCUAAUAAUUAUGCACACGACACUUCUAGAAGGACCCUGCACUAUAUGGGCGCCAAUUGCAUCGCGUGGAUACUCGUUCUAAGCGGAUCCGUUUAAUAGGGUGUCACAGUUUUUUUAAUAAGAAAAUAUCAAUACUGUUUCGGGUGAUUUGUUAGCGGUUUGUCUGGCUCGCAUUUGGUCCAGGUCGCUGUUUGUCCAAUUAGCGUUUAGUCCAAUACGCAAUUUGCCUUAAAAUCCGGACCACCAGCGAAUUGAUUUAGCAGCGUAUCGUAGUUAUCUUAGAUUGUAAAUUAAAAACAAAUAUAAAAACAAAAUGGCGCCCUAUAAAGUUCCGAAAAAAGCGCUCAAGUCCCCGGAACCUGCAGGGGGUCUGAGCCCGAAAAAGAAGAAGAACAGCAAGAAGACGCCAAGAAAGAAGUACAACAACUUCAAAAUAUACAUCUUCCAAGUAUUAAAAAAGUGUACAGAUAUCUACGUCGGAAUCUCAAGAAAAAUCAUGAACGAUUUGGUCAACGAUAUGUUAGAACAAAUCGCUUGUGAAGCUGGAAGACUAAUAAGCACACUGAAAGAAGAUUACUUUGACCCAGAACGAAAUAAGAACUGCCACAAAACUACUCAUUCCUGGUGAGCUAGGAAAGCACGCAUCGCUGGACGGGGAGAAAGCGCUCCGGAACUACAAGAAAAAAUAAGAACUGCCACAAAACUACUCAUUCCUGUCGAGCUAGGAAAGCACGCAUUGCUGGAGGGGGAGAAAGCGCUCCGGAACUACAAAAAAAAAAGAACUGCCACAAAACUACUCAUUCCUGGCGAGCUAGGAAAGCACACAUUGCUGGACGGGGAGAAAGCGCUUCGGAACUAAUCGAACAGCCAGUUAUUAGUUUUACUUAAUGUAUGUUAGAACAAAUCGCUUGUGAAGCUGGAAGACUAAUAGCACACGGAAAGAAGAUUAUCGAUACUAUCGAUAUCGAUAAAUCCAUACUAUCGAUAUAUAAAGUUAGUGAAAAUAGUUACUUAAGGGAGCAAAGCAACUUUGAUACAUUUUCAUUUCUACUACUUCAAUGGAUGACGAAAAGAACCGCCUGUUCCACCUAUCCCUACCGGGCUGUCUCCACUGGUAGGGAUACAUGGAUUUUUUUCCACCUAUCUCCACUGUUGGGGAUCGGUGGAAAAAAAAAAACCAUGUAUUCCUAUAGGGGAAAAGACGAUUUGCGUAUAGGACAAACUGCUUUUAAGGCGAGCAGCUAGUAUGUCAAAAUGCAUAUAUGGCGAACUCCGAUUGGAACCAACUGCUACUAAGUCAAUUCGCUGGUGGUCCGGAUUUUAGGGCAAAUUGCGUAUUGGACCAAACGCUAAUUGGACAAACAGCGACCUGGACCAAAUGCGAGCCAGACAAACGGCUAACAAAUCCUCUAGAAGUGUCGUGUGCAUAAUUAUUAGAUCGCAGUUUGACUUCGUUUCGACUUUCGACCUGGCAACAUCAGGUUUUUUGACACCUGGGUGCCCUAGGUACGACAACGAUCAGAGCUCUAACUGCGGUCUAGUCUGUUCCGGAGACCCUGAUGCACGAGACCACGAUGCCUCGGGCGGCGCACAACUACACAGACCGGGCAGAUAACGAAAUUUCGACUUUCGAUGUUUGCGGUGCUUUACGCGACAAUUUCCUCGUUCGAGAUAGCCUAUUGAAGAAACAUCCUGAUUUGUCUUUAGUCCGCUGUUCCAUAUUCCAUCAUCCAAUCAUAUUGAGCAGUGCUAGUUAGAUUGAACGGUAUAGUAUUCCCUGGUGUUUUUCGUAAGUCUGAAGUGGCUAUGUGCGAUAGUAGCAAUUGCGAGCCGAACGCAUUCUAGAAUAAAUAUAAAAUACUCCAUUAGGUUAGUCAUCUGGUACAACAUAUCUGUAACUUUAUGAUCAAUUCGUUGAAAUUCCAGAGAGAAGUCAGUUUAUAAAGAGUGUUUCAUACAAAACAGCGUUAGUAACAAUCUGCUUGUUGCUGUAUGGCCUUAUUUCGUGAGGUUUAUAUUAUUAUCCAAGUUCGUCAAGUCAAGUAAUUACAGCGUAGAUAAAUAAUAAUUCUACAUAAUUCUUUAUUCUUUAUUGUAUUGCAGUCAUGUUCAUAAUACAUUAGGUGUUACAGUUUGGGGAUGGUAGGUACAUGACACCCUGUCAGGGCACUCAAUUUUCUUAAGUCUAGGUAAUUACAUGCAUCUCAUACAAAUAGCAAUAAAAUCUAUAUUUAUAACUUUAUAUUUUAUCGACGUUUAUGCAACGUUAAAUGUCAGGUUCGUUUAGAAAAUUAGUAAAAUAAUAAAAUAAUGAUGCUAAAUAUUAAAUGUUAAAUGUCCAGGUUAAUUUAUAAAUAUAUUUAAAUAAUGUGAAACAAUAUAGUUAAUAUUAAUUAACUAUAUGUCAUUUUAGAGAACGCAUAAAUGUCAAUAAAUGUUUACAAUAAUAUUAAAACUUAAUUACUUGUUUAGGUCGCGUAAUAUAAACCUUAUGAAACAACACCGUCUGGAUUUACUAUACAACAACAUGCAGAUUACUCUACUUGUAUGUAUUGAAAAAUUAAAAUAUUUAUUAUCAAUGCUGGUUAAACAGUACACAGUUUCAUUUCUUAGCGAACAUUUCACAGCAAUAAUAACUAAAAACAUCGCAUAAAUUCAUUUAAGGUGUGAUUCACAUUCGCACGCCGGCCCGCGGGUGUAACUGCAGGCGGUAUUGAUAUUGAUGAUUGAAAUUAUUAUUAUUUGAGACUAACAUGGUUCACUAAAAUGUGAUUUCUAACCUCUCGUCGUUAUUGCAGAUCAUUUAGUUAAAAAAGGUAAAUUGAAUUUUUUUUUUAACAACUUGAUUUUAGGGCUUGCAAUAUCGGAUGGUUUCCAAUUCCGGAAGUGAUUUUCGAUAGUGGGUUCCAAUUCCGGAACUGUUCAUCAUAUUUUUUUGUAAAAGACAAUCAAUAAUGUAAAUAUCUGUGACUAUGUUUUUUCAUCUCUUAUUAAAGCACAUUAUUACUAUGGUCACUUUUAUUCAAUUAUAUGAUACGGCUAGUUUAUUUGGGGAAACUGUGAUUGCUAGCAAACCAUUUGAUGUAAUGUUUUUUUUAAUAUAACGGCUUGCUACUCAUCCUAACCUAGUAGGGAGUGGUCCUGUUUACGAAGUUGAAGCUCUUGAAGUUUUGAUCUCUGUAAGGGCAUUAGGCAUUUAUUCCUAUUCGAGCAGUACGGAAUGCCACCAAAGUACAUCGCGCAGACCCUAGUGAGUGCGGCCAACAAGCUCGCUGACAUGGACGCUAGGCGCACUGCUGCACUGGCAAAUUUUGAUCUAUUAGGGAGGAAAUGAACUGCACCUGGACAGUAAAUAAGGACAGUACUUACGUAAUGUUUUCAAGCUAGCAAUUUUCAUCAAUAGUCCACAUUUCCUUAUUUAUGUAAAAAACAUGUAAUAAUGUAAUUUUAAUAGUUAGUGGGGUAGUUUUUUGGUUAAGUUUUAAAGUACCUAUACAGGUGUUUUUUGUUUUGCGUACUUGAGUUCCUAGCAAGCUCGGCCGAAUUGCACCUUCCCAUACAAACGUAGUUGGGAAAAUCUGUCCAAGAUUCCGGAAUUUCGAAAUUCCGGAAUGCAAGCCCUACAGUUGAUUUAACUAUAUGGAGUAUUCCGGGUAACUUUGAUGUAAAAUUUGACAGGGUUAUUUAAUAAUUUUUCAUUACUAUUACUAACUAUAUUAAAUUCGUAAAGCCUUAAUGAGUACAAAAUCGUUUUACUUGGUGUUGGUUUCGUAACUACGAGUUCUAAAACAAGACAAUAAUCCAAAUAAGUAUUAUUUAGGGUCGAUUUUACAUUACUGUAAAACAUGUCGGUGUAACAAAUAUCUGCCUUUUCAUAUUAGUGCCGAGGCGCCACCUGCAUCUUACGUUACUUACACUACAAUUUCCUUCUAGUUUAAAUAGUAUUACAUUAUAUAUGCUUUGCCUAUAAUUUCAGUUAAUUCCUCUCUUUUGUGUGUGCAAGAUAUAGACCAUGAAGUUUUGUGAUACUGCUAACUACUAUUUGUCAUGUGCUAACACUAAAGCUGCAUGUGCUUCAAAUAUUAGGUAUUCAAACAUUGUCCUAAAUAUCCAUUUAAUUAUAAAAAAAUUAAAUAAACAGCCACUUUUUAUCAAUAACGUGUUAUUUAUAUGAAGAUUGAAAACUCCUGGCAUUAUGAGUUCACAUUUUUAUCUUUCCGCUUUCAAUCUUCAUGUGACACAUUAUAAUAAGUACCUAUUUAAAAGCUUACUAAAUUUAUUAGACAUGGAUGCCUUUAUUGGAAUGCAAUAUUAGGAACCCAAUAUUUUGCGCUUUUGAGUUUGUAGCCGUGAAUGCUCUUUUGAAACUAUGAAAUGCAUUAGUGUUUAAAAUGGUCGUAGUAUCUACAGUAGUUGCGCUGUGUAACAUGUGAAAAGCACACCAGAAUUCACCAGAUACAGUACGGAAAUUAAAAUGCCAUCAUCGUUUAUGUUAAAGUUGAAGUGUGAAAUAUCACUUGCCUCAGUAGUUUUAGUGUGGUUCAAGACGGCAGUCUCAUCAAGUCAACCAUAUUUGUAUGCACAUUGGGUUUGCACGACUUUAACAUAAAUGACGAAACUAGUUGAUCUCGUUAUCACCGACGUUUAUAGAAACGUAAGUACUAACUUGUGUAACUUUUAAAAUACUUAUUCGCUCCUACUUAUUAAACCACAAGUGGCAUUCUUUACAUUUUCACGAACCUAUAAAAACAAUUUUGUUUUGCCCACGCUUUUAGCAUCCCAUUUUCUCUUGCAAUUGCAUUCUGCGGUCGGUCGUGAAUAUACACCUUAAUGUUUGGAAAGUUUAUCGAAGAAAUGUCAAACUUAAACAAAUAGUCUUAAAUAACCAAAUGUGCCAUUUUCAACCAAAAGGGUACUUAUUGUCGCUUGUCAGUAAGGCGCUAUUUCCAUAUAGCUUCAAUUAGAAAUCAACCUUAUCGACAAGCGACAAUGUGGUACCUUUUGUUGGAAAACGUCACAAAUAGGUAAAAUUCCCGUAAAAAAAACACUCACCGCGCUGUCACGUUAAUAUUACACAUUUAUCAUUGUUUUUUUAAAUAGGUACCUACUUAAUUUUGUUAGGCGCCCCAGUUUUUAAAUAAUUCUUGUUACUUGCCCUUGGUUAAAACAUUUUCUUUUAAAUACUGUUUACGUAUUUUUUAGUGUGUUUAGAACUAUAUGGUAUUUAAGGUGCGUGCUGAUUUAGCAAGUGCGCACGCAUGUUUGCUGUUAGUACCUAUGUGGCCCAUUGCAAACUUUGCAUGAGUUGUAUAUUUAGGCGCGCAAUGUUAAGCACUUGCGGCGCAUUCGUUUUAGGUCUGGACGCAUCUUUAGAUUCGUAUUCAAGAACAAUGCAGUCAGCAAUACGUCGCUCACAAACCGAGCGAGCUUUUGGAGGUAAAAUGCUUUUAGGAUAAUAAAAAUGCUUUUAGGAUAUUUAGUAUUUAAAAUCGAACUUUGUGGGUCUUCGAAAUUUUAGUACUGCGGUUGGCUCUUCUUAAAAGUUUGCCACCAAUGCUUUAAGUCAAAGCUAUAAUGUAUGGUUCUGCGCUAGCAAGUAGUUGUGACUGCUGUUACUGCGUAAAUUUUCCGCCUACAGUAAAACAAAGCAAGUGACAAUUGCCUAUUAGGAAGUUUAAUCACGGGAUUCGUAGGGAACAAGAUUGGGAUACCUAUCGGAAUCCUAUACGGAGCUCGGGAUUCAGUCAUCUUCUUUUAAUUUAUAUGACGAAGCGAAUUAUCAUAAAUACUACAAUGUUGUACAUAUGAAUCCAAUUUAAAAUACAUUUUAACGUUUAUAAUAUACCUAAAUGUUUAGAAUGAAAUAAUAUUUUUAAGUAAAAACAUAUUUUGUAAGUCUUUAUUUUCUGCGCAACUUCGUAACACCAGCGAAAAAGUGAUCUACGCUUGAAUUCGUUUCAGCGACAGAGUAAUAUGCUUUGGCUAUACAGUUUACACGAACUUAAGCUGUUGGAAAAAUUACGGUUUAAGACAUUUUUCCGCUGGUGGAUUCAUUUAAUUUUAAGAUUUAUCUUUAGUGAUACGUCUGCGUAGCGUCCAAAUACACAUGAAUUAAAUUUUUAAAGCAUAAAGGCACGAUCCCUUCGUCGACCAUGCGGGCGGACCGCAGACGGAACAAAAAACGGUCAAAGUGUGUUGGUUGUUGGUCGGCUUUGGUAUGAGCUCGUUCCAACUUAUGUGCCCCGCCCGACGAAUAUAAAACACCGCUUGCGCAACACAGCGUGGCAUAUAAUUAGUUUGGACGGGACUUUAAGUUGUCUAUAUUAAGUGGAAUUUCCAAUAAUAUUUGCCUUCUGCAGGCAUAUUUCCAAUCAAUGGUACAACGUCAACGUCAACGUCAUGCGGCAGAUAGUGCUCAGGGCUUUUUGACACUUGAAUGUGCAGUCAAAGAAUAUAAUUUCCGACCCAUUUCGUACCUUGUAAAUAAAUGGAUUUUUAUUACCAUAUGAAAGUUGCUAGAAACCUCAUGUCACUGACAAAGUGAAAAUGGGUAGGAAAUUAAAUUAUUUGACUGUAAUCUGUUUUAUGUGCAACUUGUGCAAGAUACGUGCGAAUGUUUUAUAUUAUUAAGGUGCUUACUUUAAAAUUUGUCUGUGUGUGUAUGUACGCAUUAUUUUUGUAAUGACAUUGCAAUAAACAUUUGUGAAUUUUUUAAAA
Molecule: messenger RNA, 11726 nt
Organism: Cydia strobilella
Lineage: Eukaryota; Metazoa; Arthropoda; Insecta; Lepidoptera; Tortricidae
Exons: 10
Coding region: 66-2324 (752 amino acids)
Biological process (GO): regulation of RNA splicing
Molecular function (GO): metal ion binding; RNA binding
Source: RefSeq, a predicted model, not a curated record